Molecule: messenger RNA, 5343 nt
Organism: Onychostoma macrolepis
Lineage: Eukaryota; Metazoa; Chordata; Actinopteri; Cypriniformes; Cyprinidae
Product: NACHT, LRR and PYD domains-containing protein 12-like
Molecular function (GO): protein binding
Source: RefSeq, a predicted model, not a curated record
CUCCAAACCCUCCAGAAAAACCCACGAAGAAGACGAAAAUACGCAGAUAGCAAGAGAAAGUGUUGCUAAGUGGAUUUGAUUCAUGCCAUGUCCUAGAAAACAUUUUUAUAGAUACAACUUUAGCACAGACGCUACUAAGAUUAACUCUCGCGGACAUUGUUUUGGUAUAUUUAAUCCAAUCCGCCUGAGAGAUAUGAUAAUUAAUUGCUGACAAGCUACAGGCUUAAAGCACAGAAACAUGAACGUUUCAUAUACUUUUAAAUCCUCUUCUUAGUGGACAAGACUGCAAGUCAUACUGAACAGCAGAUUGUUGUCACAGUGCUGAUCAAUGAUAGUUUAUCUGCAGUAUGUCAGAGAAGAGAGGAAAGAUGAGUCUCUCACAGAAACAGAGUGUAAGAUCAGGCUCACAUGUGUCCAGCUCUGUGUCUGUGAAGAGUGACUGUUCAAAAGAUGUGCCACCGAAGUUCAGUGAGAAAAAAGCAUCAGCUACCAAAAGUGUAAGAUCAGGCUCGCAUGUGUCCAGCUCUGUGUCUGUGAAGAGUGACUGUUCAAAAGAUGUGCCACCGAACUUAAGUGAGAAAAAACCAUCAUCUACCAAAAGGGUUCAAUAUGAGACAUUAGAUUCAGACGUCCAGACUCACAGGAACUACAAGAAUUUCAAAGACAAUCUGCUGUGGAUCUUUCAGGAUCUUGAAAGCAAAAUAAUCACAUUUCUGAAGAAUGAGCUGGAAAAGUUUAAGAAAAUAUUACAAAAAGAAGACAUACAAUGCUUUGUGAAGGAUUUUAAUGAAAACAGAUGCAGUAACAAAGAAGCAGCUCUUGAUCUCACGCUCUACUUCCUGAGAGAGAUGAAGCAAGAUGAAGCUGCUGAUACUCUAGAAGAUGAGCUGGUCUUCAUUCAUCAGCUAAAAUGUAGCCUAAAGAAGAAGUAUCAAUGUGUGUUUGAAGGAAUUGCAAAGCAAGGUGACUCUACACUUCUGAACAACAUCUACACAGAUCUCUAUAUCACUCAGGGUUGUAGUGAACAGGUCAAUACUGAACAUGAGGUAAGACAGAUUGAAGUUGCUUCCAGACGUCAUGAAUCACAGGAGAUACAGGUUGAGUGCAAAAAUUUGUUUGAAGCACCUGAACAAGACAAGCAGAUCAGAACUGUACUGACAAAAGGAGUUGCUGGCAUCGGAAAAUCAGUCUCUGUGCAGAAGUUUGUUGUGGAUUGGGCCGAAGGAAAAGAAAAUCAAGAUAUCAGCUUCAUAUUUCCUCUUCCAUUCAGAGAGAUGAACUUAAAGGAGAAAGACAAACUAAGUUUGAUGGACCUUAUAACUCAGUUUUUCCCAGAGACAAAAGGACUGAACCUUACAAGAAGAAAUCAAUUCAAAGUCCUGUUCAUUCUUGAUGGAUUGGAUGAAUGUAGACUUCCUGUAAACUUUAAGGAUAAUGAGACGUGGUCUGAUGUAUCAUCACCAGCCUCUCUGGAUGUUCUCCUAACAAACCUCAUCAAGGGAAAUCUGCUUCCUUCUGCUCUCAUCUGGAUCACCACCAGACCAGCAGCUGCCAGUAAGAUUCCUCCUGACUGUAUCGACCGGCUGACAGAGAUACGAGGAUUCAAUGAUGCACAAAAGGAGGAGUACUUCAGAAAGAGAUUAAUGGAUGAGAAUCUGGCCAAAGAAAUCAUUGAUCAUGUUAAACAAUCAAAGAGUCUCUUUAUCAUGUGCCACAUCCCAGUCUUCUGCUGGAUUUCAGCCACUGUUCUCCAGAACAUUUUAGAGGCAAAAAGAAAUAAUGUUGUGAAAAAUAAUCAGGCUGAUGAUGCCUCCAAAACACUGCAGGAGUCAAAUACUGAAGACACUCCUAAGACUCUGACACAAAUGUACACACACUUUCUCAGAUUUCAGAUCCAGCAGAGCAGACGAAAGUAUGAUGGAGAAUAUACACCAGAUGUUUCCUGGGAUAAAGAUGCCAUUUAUUCACUGGGGAAACUGGCAUUUGAUCAGCUGGAAAGAAACAAUGUGAUCUUCUAUGACACAGAUCUGGAAGCCUGUGGUAUUGAUGUCUAUAAGGCAUCAGUGUACUCAGGCAUGUGUACCCAGAUCUUUAAGGAGGAAACAGGGAUCGUUGUUGGUACCAUGUACUGCUUCGUUCACUUGAGCAUUCAAGAGUUUAUUGCAGCCCUUUAUGCACAUUUGUUUCUAGACAUAAAGCAGAGAAGUAUAUUUGUUCGUGAGUCCACAGAACAGGAAAACAAAAGUGAAACCAUGAUUGAUUUGCUCAAAACUGCAGUGGACAAGGCACUAGAGAGUGAUAAUGGACACCUGGAUCUUUUUCUUCGAUUCCUCCUUGGUUUGUCACUCCAGUCCAAUCAGCGACUCUUACAGGGUCUGUUGACACAGCAAAAUGGAAAUGACCAGAGCAAAAAGGAAAUAGUUCAGUACAUCAAGCAGAAAUUUGAAGCUAAUCUGUCUCCAGAGAGAUCCAUCAAUCUGUUCUACUGUCUGAAUGAACUGAACGACCAAACUCUGGUGAAAGAGAUUCAGACCCACCUUAGAGAAGGAAGUCUCUCAUCUGCUGAUCUUUCACCUGCCCAGUGGUCUGCUUUGGUUUUUGUGUUGUUGACAUCAGAGGAGGAGCUGGAGGAGUUUGAGCUUCAGAAAUUCAAGAAAUCAGACGAGUGUCUCAUUAGAUUAUCAGCAGUCAUCAAAACCUCCAAAAGGGCUCUGCUAAAUGAUUGUGGCUUAACAGACAAAAGCUGUUUAGCUCUGGCUACAGUUCUUGGAUCAGAUACCAGACUGAAAGAGCUGAACAUGAGCAAUAAUAACCUGCAGGAUUCAGGAGUGAAGCUGCUCUGCACUGGACUGAAUAAUAUAAAUUGCAAAUUAGAGAUAAUGAGACUUUCAGACUGCAGUAUUACUGAAGAAGGUUAUAAAGCUCUGGCUUCAGCUCUGAGAUCAAACCCUUCACACCUGAUAGAGCUGGAUCUCACAGGAAAUGAUCCUGGACAAUCAGGAGUGAAGCAGCUCAGUGAUUUACUACAGGAUCCAAACUGUCAACUGAAGACACUGAGGUUUUUAGGUCCUGCUGCAGAUGAAGCCUGUCAGUAUGUGACUGGAAUUGUGGGUAAAAACCCGUUACUCCUGAGAGAGCUGAAUCUGAGUGAACAUGAACUAGGAGACACACGAGUGAAUCAGAUCGCUGCUCUACUGCAGGAUAAACACUGUCAACUCAACACACUGAUUCUGAAUAACUGCUGUAUCACAGAAGGAGGUUGUCAUGUUCUGGCUGCAGCUCUAAACUCAAACCCUUCAAAUCUGACAGAGCUGGAUCUGAGUGAGAAUAAACUAGGAAACCCAGGAAUGAAGAUCAUCUUGACUCUGUUUGAAAAUGUACAGUGUAGACUGGAAAAGCUGAAGUUAAACUGCAUCAGUAUUACAGAUGAAGGUUGUGCUGCUCUGGCAUCAGCGUUUAAUUCAAACCUCAGAGAGCUGGAUCUGAGCAGGAAUCAAAUAAGAGACUCUGGAGUGACAGAAAUCUCCAGGCUGCUGAGAAAUUCACAGACACUACAGAUACUCAGACUUUCAGACUGCAGUAUCACUGAAGAAGGUUAUAAAGCUCUGUCUUCAGCUCUGAGAUCAAACCCUUCACACCUGAUAGAGCUGGAUCUCACAGGGAAUGAUCCUGGACAAUCAGGAGUGAAGCAGCUCAGUGAUUUACUGCAGGAUCCAAACUGUCAACUGAAGACACUGAGGUUUCUGGGUCCUGCUGCAGAUGAAGCCUGUCGGUAUGUGACUGGAAUUGUGGGUAAAAACCCGUUACUCCUGAGAGAGCUGAAUCUGAGUGGACAUGAACUAGGAGACACACGAGUGAAUCAGAUCGCUGCUCUACUGCAGGACAAACACUGUCAACUCAACACACUGCUACUCUCAAACUGCAGUAUCACUGAAGAAGGUUAUAAAGCUCUGUCUUCAGCUCUGAGAUCAAACCCUUCACACCUGAUAGAGCUGGAUCUCACAGGAAAUGAUCCUGGACAAUCAGGAGUGAAGCAGCUCAGUGAUUUACUGCAGGAUCCAAACUGUCAACUGAACACACUGAGGUUUGUGGGUCCUGCUGCAGAUGAAGCCUGUCAGUAUGUGACUGGAAUUGUGGGUAAAAACCCGUUACUCCUGAGAGAGCUGAAACUGAGUCUACGUGAACUAGGAGACACACGAGUGAAUCAGAUCGCUGCUCUACUGCAGGAUAAACACUGUCAACUCAACACACUGAUUCUGUAUAGAUGCAGUAUUACAGAGAAACAGUGUCUCAUCCUGACUUCAGCUCUGAAAUCAAACCCAUCACACCUGAGAGAACUGAACCUGAGCAGGAAUGAACUCGGAGACUCUGGAGUGAAACACCUCAGUGAUCUACUGAUGAACACACAAUGCAAGCUGGAGAAACUAGUUCUGUGUGGAUGCAGUAUUACAGAGAAACAGUGUCUCAUCCUGACUUCAGCUCUGAAAUCAAACCCAUCACACCUGAGAGAACUGAACCUGAGCUGGAAUCAAAUAAAAAACACAGGAGUGAAUCACUUAUGUGACGUACUGAAGGAUUCACGCUGUAAACUGGAGAGAUUGAGUCUUUAUGACUGUGGCAUUACAGAUGUUUCUUCUUUAACUCAGUCUUUGAGAAACACAAAAGCUCUGCAGUUUCUAAAAGAGCUUGAUCUGAGACUGAUUAGAGACUCAAAGCAGCAGCUCAUUGAUGUGCUACGAGACUCAAACUGUAAACUGAGUGUAGAUACACAUCCAUCACCAGAAGUCCCUGAUAGAGAUCCAUCACCAAAAGGUGAUAAAUGCUGUAUAUCAUAGUUUGAAGUCGUCUUGAGAGGAGCAGUAAACAUCAGGUGAAGAUCCACAGAAGAGCUGCACUACUGCGUCUAUGAGGAGAAAUAAAUGUGUGAUAAAUGUGUAAAUGUGAUCCAUACACGUGAAGAGACUCAGACUUUACAAUGAAAUAAUGCAGCAUGUGUGUUAGAAACAUGAUAUUGAAUGAUUAAUGUUGCUUUAGUAUUCAAACUAAUGAUCAUUUUGUUUAAUUUAAAGCUGGAACAGAGGAAGAAGCUCAGAUGAGUCUGUCUGGCUCUUCAGUUUAAUAAUAUUUGUAAAGCAUGUACAAAAAUGUGGUUUAUCACCUUUUUUCAGUAUACAGUCUUUUACCCAUCAUAUUACAUCUCAGUAUUUAUACAAACACUGUUAAUUAUUUAAUCAUUUAUACUUCUCAUUUUUCAAUUUUCUGUUGCUUCAUUACAAUUGUACUGUCAUUGCUCAAUACAAUAUUUGUAUAAAUUUCCUAUAAUUAAAAUCACACCUUCUUACA